AAUCCGGCUUCAGCGCUCCCUCUCCCGUGCAUUUCCUUUCGUCCCUUUAUCAUCACCCCCCGCUUUUGCGCGUUUCCACACUAGAUAUUAACAUUGUAGUUUUAUUUUGCUACUAACCACAAAAAAAAAGAACAGAAUUUUUCACUUCAAAUCUCAGAUUUUCAAACAUUUUGUUCGCGAUGUUACAUUCGAUCUAUGCAAUCCGUUCGUGAAAAUAAUGCGUUUUAAUAAUUAGUGUCUAGAGUUUUUCUAGAUAUAUAUGACUACUUGUGUAGAAUUAUGUAUGAGGCAUGUGUUUGAGAUUGAAAAAUUGCAAAUGAGCACAUUUAAAUGCAAAAGUUAUUGUUUGAAUAAGUGUGCAUCUUUUAAAUAACGGACUUCGUACAUGUCAUUUAACAAUAAUUGUUUAUGAUAUGCCUAUGUUCGUUUUUCUCAUGUUCUAACAAUUAUAUCCACUUUAUUAAUGAUUUACUUAUAUUUUACUCAGCUGAGAGUUUUUGUGCAUCACUGACUUUCUUUAGGAACAGAAUACUGAAUUACGGAACAUCAUAGACAAACUGGCACAGUUUGUUGCUCGCAAUGGGCCAGAGUUCGAGCAGAUGACAAAAAACAAGCAGAAGGACAACCCCAAGUUUGGUUUCCUGUUUGGAGGGGAGCACUUCAACUACUAUCAGUACAAAGUGACUACCGAACAAGCCAUUUUAAAGCAAAAAGGAAUAAAUCCAAUGCAAAAUGCAGACCCACGUUUAAACGUUUCGCAGCAGCAGCAAACAGCCGCAAGCGCCGUCUCGCAGCCACUGACUAACGUCAAUCUCGCGUCUGGUCUGAGCGCGCAAAACAAUGGCAUAAAUCCAGUGGUCGGGCUCGGGCCCCAAGUCGGAAGCCAGAGCGGUCCCGUUUUAUCUGGACAGAUGGGAGGGCCGGGAAACGCAGGACCGCCGAUUGGAUCUGUUCCUGGCGCCAUGGGAGGUGUGAAUCCGCCGCCGAUUGCCGGUGUCGCGCAGACGGUUAACAUCGCGGGUCCGCCCGCGUGGCUACAAAACGAACUGGCGAAUCUUCAAUCGCAGCAGACGACGUUGCAGGAACAAGUUAGACAAUCGGAACAAAAUCUUGCUGCGCAGCACGCUGCAUUGAUGGCGCAACAGCAGGGGAGAGUAGAGGAUGCCGUGAGGCAGGCGCAAGAACAGGCACUACAGAAUAGCGCGCAAAGCACAAAUACAGAUCUUGCUGCAUUUGACACAGUGCUACAACCGAUCAUCGAUAGCUGCACGAAGGACAGUAUAAGCGCGGGAAAGGCCUGGAUACUUCAGAACUCGCUUACUCCGCAGAGUAAUCAAGUUGUUGCUGAUCAUUUGUUAAAAAAAGUAAUUCAGGGAACAACCUUUAGUCAUAAAUUACACAUUAUCUAUCUAGUGAAUGACGUCUUACAUCACUGUGCGAGAAAAAAGUCUAUGGAUCUUCGCAAGGCAAUGGAAAGUGUUGUAGUUCCCAUGUUCUGUAACACCUCACUAGCAGCAUCUGAAGAGCAGGUUACCAAGCUGAAUAAACUGUUAAGUCUGUGGGAAUCGAAGAAUAAUUAUUUUGAUGAGGGUAUCAUAGACAAGUUGAAACAACCGAGCACAUCCUGGUCGGAAUAUCAAGCUAAUCUCGUAGCGCAACACGCUACCGCAAUUACUCCUAUCACUACCUCGACAAAACAAACAUUCGAUAAUUAUCAGGCUCAACAUCAAGCGUUCGUCAAUCACGCACUGAGACAGAUCCAGAAUAUUGAGCAACAAAAGAUAGCUAUAGAUCAACAAUUGAAAGCUCCGCCGCCGCCGCCGCCGCCACCUCAAAUAGUAAAUCAGCAAAACAUGUCGAUGCCACCUAGUCAUUCUGGUCCUCCCGGUGCGAUAGGCACGGAUGUAAAUUUCAGUCAACCACCUCCCGGAUGGGGUGUCCCGCCAUCGAACGAACCGCCACCGUUUACUAACGUUCCUUUACCGGACUUUUCGAAACCACCGCCCGGUUUUGGACCUCCCCCAGUUAUUCACGAACCUUCCGUCGAGGAUUUAAUGCCCAGUAUGCCUUACUACGAGCUUCCGGCUGGUUUGAUGGUACCUCUGAUAAAAUUGGAGGAUGGCGAAUACAAACCGUUGGAUCCAGAAGCGAUAAGACUACCACCUCCUGCGCCACCGAGCGAUCGUUUGGUCGCAGCUGUGGAGGCAUUUUAUGCACCGCCAAAUCAUGACUCUCCCAGAGAUAGUGAUGGAUGGGAAAAAUUAGGAUUAUACGAAUAUUACAAAGCAAAAAAUGCAGCUCGCAAGCAUAAGGAGGAGGACAUAGCAGCUGGAAUUAGACAACGAUCUAAAUCCCCAUCGCCGAUUCUCCGACCGAGAUCGAAGAGCCCUAGUCCACCAAAGAAACGUUACAGAAGCAAGUCGCGCAGCAAAUCGCGCUCGCGAUCUCGGGGCAGAAGUAGAUCGAGAUCGCCGACCAAUCACAGACGCAACAGUCGCAAUAGCAAUCACAUCAGUCGAAGCCGAAGAAGAAGAAACAGCAACAAAGAUCGCAGUCCCGAUAGAAGAAUAGACAGGCAGGAUAGGAGUCCAACCCCGCCAAGUUUUUUGGGUUCUACUUAUAGCAAAGCGCCGCAAGAAAUCAGUCUCGACGAGAGCAACAAAGGACAUCAGUUACUCAAGAAGAUGGGCUGGGGCGGUGCCGGUCUCGGCGCGAAUGAACAAGGCAUAGAAGCACCCAUUUCCGGAGGCGAGAUUCGCGACAAAAACGAUCAAUAUAAGGGAGUUGGCAUCAACUUGAACGAUCCGUACGAGACGUUCCGGAAGAACAAAGGUCAGGCGUUUAUCACGAGAAUGAAAGCCAGAGCGGAGGAAAGAGCGGAAGAGAGGGGUGACCGUGAUUGAGCGUUACCAACGUAAGAACGUAAAGUCGUUUGAAUGUCUCUGCGAAGUUAAAAAACAAAUGCUUUUGUGAGUGAGGGACUGGUGUCUGGCAUCAAGGUUCGAGGACAGAUUCUCUUUCCGAUCAAUUCGAUGAUUUCACUCACAACUCUCGAAUAGAAAAACGAACAAACAUGUUGACCUAUGCCUAUGAGGGCUUUUUCAAAGAACGAUUUACUUGCUUAUACUUUCAAAACAAUCGUCUAUCUUGCUGCAUAUGUAAAAUAUACGCAAAUGGACUCUCAUUGUUGUCCCGAAACAAACAACAACCACGCCGAAUAUUUCGUUCGGGAGUUUUAAAAAGUCUUAUACAGUAAGCGAUCAUUUAGAAUAAAUUUUAUGAUGAAUUUUUCUCAAAAUUGUACAUUUUUGACUUAGGUAAAAUCAUGAUUAGAAAUGUUAUCAGAAAUUUCUGAUACAGUUAAACACUCGUAAUGUACUAAUAUUUCUUUGUAAAAAUCUUAAUUUUGUUUUGUUUUUUGUAAAAAAUCGAGAAUGGAAUGUGCCGCCUAUACACACUAUGGGUUUCCAUUUGGACGAAACUCGCGCGCGCUUUUGAGCAUCAGCCCGAUCAUCUUUGUUUUGACAUUUGAAGAGCGACAAAAAGACUGACGCUCAAAGCGUGUGAACGUUCAAAGUCAACACACACAUACCCUAUGUGUGACAUGAGGAAAAUCGUGCCUACAUAGUCUCGAUUCUAGUAAUACUUUCGUGUGCAUGGUCUAUUUAUAAAAAUAUCGAGACUCCUGGAGACUGAAUCGUCGCAGCUUCUGUUGGAUAACGACGUCGGAAAACGAGAAAAUGUACGCCUAAAAUUGCUGUAAUUUGCAAUCAAUAAAUUAAGAUUUUUUAUAUAAAAAAAAAGGAAAAAAAAAA
Molecule: messenger RNA, 3815 nt
Organism: Pseudomyrmex gracilis
Lineage: Eukaryota; Metazoa; Arthropoda; Insecta; Hymenoptera; Formicidae
Gene: scaf6
Product: calcium homeostasis endoplasmic reticulum protein
Exons: 8
Coding region: 600-2903 (767 amino acids)
Biological process (GO): intracellular calcium ion homeostasis; RNA processing
Cellular component (GO): perinuclear region of cytoplasm
Molecular function (GO): RNA binding
Source: RefSeq, a predicted model, not a curated record